AUGGACGCAACAGAUUUUAGGAACUACGAUGUACACGGUCUAUAUUCUACUGGUCCUCGUGAUGAAUCUGAAAAUUACGAUGGAUCAUCAACAGAGUUUCCUUGCGAUGCUGGUCAUCUUGAAGAAUCUGAAAACUCCAAUGGUGCUUCAGCAGUAAAUGCUUCAAACAACUUCGACACUCAGGGUGUUUUGGAUCGGGUUAGUGAAAAAUGUGGCUCUUCAUGUGACAGUUACCAUAGUGACAGCCCUGAUUCUGACAGAAGCAUGGUGCCAUUUAACAAUGAUAUUUUUAACUCUUCAAAUGGAAUUGUGGGGAUUCUUAAUCCUAAUGUUAAUAUUGGAAAAGCAACCAACUUAACUUAUCAACAGUUUAUAACAGAUGAUGGAACUGAGCUUCUACCAGAACUCACAGAUAAGUUGAUGGAGGAUGUAAAUUGUUAUUUUGAUAUUUCUGAAACCAAAGCCUGGCAGAGUGUUCUAAACACAGACAAAAUAGCGUUUGUGGUUGGCCAUUCAGAAUCUUUUAAGAGAUCGAUCUCAUUACAAUUUUACGAGAAAUACAGGUCUCGAGUUGAUGUAUUUAAAUUGGAUGGUACUGAAGAUUGGAAGAUUUUUUACAAGAGAUCAGAGCCUUUUGCAAUUUUCAUGGAAGAUGCUUUUGGACCUCUUGGUACCGAGUUUCCUGGUAUUACUCUGCUAAUCAAAAAUCAUUCAACCUUUCAAAAUUUAGAGGCAGCACUUUUUACGAUGAGUCCUCUUUCAUUCGAACGAAACAAAGAAAAUCUUAAAAAGUGCAUGAAACGUGAAUUGUCUGAUUACGUUGUCCAUUUGGAAAAAGAAGAUAUAUUGAGUGAAGAUGAUAAACGUGUAAUUCUGAAAAAGUCUUUCGAACUUGUGAAAGAUAAUGGUCGCUCUUUGAAAAAAACGAACAAUGACGGAACAAUUUGUUUUGAAAAUUUUAUUGAUGACAUAUUGGGUAUGGCAGAAAAUCCUAUAUUUUUAGAUACUUGUGAAGAAUUUGUUGUUUAUGAAAGACACGAUGAGAAUGUGCUUCAAUUUUUUUCCUUGCCAUUGGAUUGCUUUAUCAAUGAUAUUAAGUAUUUGAAAGAAAAAUGGCCAGAUGGAUAUCAUGUGUUACGUUUAGUUGCAAGUUUUUGA
Lottia gigantea (owl limpet) is the source of this 1158-nucleotide messenger RNA. RefSeq lists its product as hypothetical. Bases 1 to 1158 code for a protein of 385 amino acids. Lineage: Eukaryota; Metazoa; Mollusca; Gastropoda; Lottiidae. The transcript has 3 exons. The record is from RefSeq and is a predicted model, not a curated record.